This is a messenger RNA of Aedes aegypti (yellow fever mosquito), 1447 nucleotides long. RefSeq lists its product as uncharacterized. The record is from RefSeq and is a predicted model, not a curated record. The coding region runs from base 59 to 1324 and encodes 421 amino acids. The transcript has a single exon. Lineage: Eukaryota; Metazoa; Arthropoda; Insecta; Diptera; Culicidae.
CUCAUCUUCUCAGUUAUCGCUCGCCCGUCGCCCCAACUGGACAACACACGCGAGCGGUAUGUCUUCUUCGACCCGGGAGCUAGAUAUCACCGCCGCUGAUAAGGAGCUAAUCGUGCGAAAUUACAUUCGCGAUGCGUCGACCCAGUUUAAGAUAGUUGCCACUCACGCGACCAGAUUUGGCGAACAGCGGGAUGGAUACUUGGGGGAUCAUUUUUUGCUGAAGUUCACGGUGCUGGUUACGAACGACGAUGUAGCGGAUGGCGUGCUGGAGAUCGAGACCUUCGCCAAGGUCUUGCCAAAGGCGAUACCUUCGUUGGUGAAGUACCUGGAGGAAACGGAGGCGUUUGCGAAGGAGGCGGAACUUUUCCGCGGGUUGAUCCCCCGGAUGCAGAAACUGGGUCGAUUCGCUCCGGAGGCAUUGUUUUCGGCGCCGGGUGGAGAGCUGAUCGUGUUUCGGAAUUUGAAACUGGAAGGAUUUCGGACGCUGCAGAACAACGACGGGCUGUUCGAUUUGGUCCAUCUGGAGCAGGCUUUGAGGGUGCUGGCCCGGAUGCAUGCCGCUUGUUGGGCGCUGGAGAAGCAGAGCGGCAAGUCGGUGACGGAACUGUAUCCGUCGGCUUUGGAUGAGAACUCAUGGGUUGUGAAGGAUGACUAUCCUCGUGUGAAGGAGUUGGAGAACAACAUAGAUACGCUGCUGGCGUUGGUCAAACACUACGAGAAGAAUGGGAAGCGGAGUGCGAGUCUUGUGGAGAGUUUACCGAAUUGCGUUCGACAGAUCUACGACUUGGUGAAGACGUCUACGGUGUACAGAAAUGUGUUUAGCCAUGCUGAUCUGUGGAACAAUAACGUGAUGUUCCGCUACUCGGAGCAUGGGAGUCCGAUGGAUUGUCUGCUGGUGGAUUUCCAGCUGUCCCGAUACGUUCCUCCGGCAUACGAUUUCAACAUGUUGUUGAGUUUGACCAUGACAAGUGGAUAUCGGAGGAGACAUCUGAGUUAUCUGCAAGGAUAUUACUAUCAAUCGCUCAGAAUGGAGCUCACUCGACAUGGAAUAAUGAUCGAAGAAAUGUUGGCUCACGAAGAUUUCCUUGAAUCAUGUAAAUUCUACCGAAAAGCGGGAGCCAUUGACAGUUUGUUCAUCAACGUGGUAACAAUGCUGCCGAGGGAUAUCCUGGAUGAGGUAUUUUCUUCGGCUGAAAAGUACGAGCACUUCACAGCAGAAUCUAAGACGACAAAAUGUCUGAAAGCAUUCGACGAGUGCUUGGCCUACCGAACCCGAAUGGUCGACAUAAUCGAAAAUAUUGUCGACACCUUCGGCCUUCAAUAGAGCCGUUUAGUGAUCCAAGAAUUUCUUUUGGUCCUACCGUAGCAUACGAAGCGUCAGUCGCUUUAGAAAACUAUAUUUUAUUCUACACAUAAUGAUAAUAAAAAAGCAAAAAUAUAAUAUUUA